Molecule: messenger RNA, 1747 nt
Organism: Lotus japonicus
Lineage: Eukaryota; Viridiplantae; Streptophyta; Magnoliopsida; Fabales; Fabaceae
Product: protein DETOXIFICATION 33-like
Exons: 9
Coding region: 50-1504 (484 amino acids)
Biological process (GO): xenobiotic detoxification by transmembrane export across the plasma membrane
Cellular component (GO): membrane
Molecular function (GO): xenobiotic transmembrane transporter activity; antiporter activity
Source: RefSeq, a predicted model, not a curated record
CUCUGCUAUUCAAUAGUAGUGAGUGGAACUUAACUUCGCCAAAUUAACCAUGGCUGUGGACACUCCGCUACUAGAUAACAACAACAGCAGCACGCAUAGUGAUGAGGACGAGAAGCCACUGAGCUUGGUUCGCAGAUUCGGGUCCGAGUCGAAGAAGCUGUGGAAGAUAGCAGGUCCUGCAAUUUUAACAAUGUUGUGUCAGUACUCACUUGGCACAUUCACCCUCAUAUUUGCAGGCCAUGUGGGAGAGCUCGAUCUUGCAGCAUUUGCUGUUGAAAACACUUGCAUUGCUGGCUUCGCCUUUGGAAUCAUGUUGGGUAUGGGGAGUGCCUUGGAGACUCUCUGUGGACAAGCAUUCGGUGCGGGUCAGACCAGGAUGUUGGGGGUGUACUUGCAAAGAUCAUGGGUCAUCUUAUUUACUACUGCCUUGAUUUUGGUCCCUGUAUAUGUUUGGUCACCUCCCAUCUUGAGGCUCAUGGGACAAACUACUGAGAUCUCAAAAGCUGCUGGAAGAUUUGCUUUGUGGAUGUUACCACAGUUGUUUGCAUAUGCUUUCAAUUUUCCAAUCCAGAAGUUCUUACAGUCACAGAGGAAAGUCCAUGUGAUGUUACGGAUAGCAGCAACUGUCCUGGUGCUACAUAUAUUUUUCAGUUGGCUCCUAAUACUGAAACUUGGGUGGGGCUUAAUUGGAGCAGCAAUUACUCUCAACACAUCAUGGUGGCUGAUUGUCAUUGCACAAUUUUCGUACAUUGUGAUCACAAAAUCAGAUGGUGCUUGGAGUGGAUUCUCAUGGCUAGCAUUUGCAGACUUGUUUGGUUUCGUGAAACUUUCUUUGGCUUCAGCUGUCAUGUUAUGCUUGGAGAUUUGGUACUUGAUGAUCCUGGUGGUGAUAACAGGACGUUUGACAAACCCUCUAAUACCUGUUGAUGCCAUAUCUAUCUGUAUGACCCUCAAUGGCUUGGAUGGCAUGAUUGCAAUAGGGUUCAAUGCAGGAAUAAGUGUGAGAGUAUCAAAUGAACUAGGGGCUGGUAAUUUCCGGGCUGUGAGGUUUGCGGUGUGGGUAGUUUCCAUCACAUCAGUAUCCAUAGGUGUUCUUGCCAUGAUUUUAGUUCUUUCAACAAGGGAUUACUUUCCUCACUUGUUUACCACAAGUGAUGCAGUUGCCAAGGAAACAACUAAGCUUGCUGCUUUGCUUAGUGUCACGGUGCUUCUCAACAGCCUUCAACCAAUCUUAUCUGGUGUUGCUGUUGGAGCUGGGUGGCAAUCUCUUAUAGCAUACAUCAACAUUGGGUGCUACUAUAUUAUUGGAUUACCAGCAGGGAUAUUGUUGGGAUUCACAUUUCAUUUUGGAGCAGAGGGUAUUUGGUCAGGGUUGAUUGGAGGUGUAGUUCUGCAGACCAUAAUCCUUAUAAUCGUCACUUCAGUCACCAAUUGGAAGAAGGAGGCUGAACAAGCAGAGGGUCGCGUGAAGAAAUGGGGAGGAUCAAUUGCUUAUGAACAAUGACUUUGAGUAGAUUUAAUGAGCAUGGAAGGUUCCAAAAUGUGUGUAGUUUCUACAACCUAAUUACCUAAGUUUUUGUGAUCUAGAUAGAGUUGGGUUGGAAAAUCAUAGUGACAUUAGCACAAUUCCAAUCAUGGUUUCACUAUCCUUGUUUGUAAUGUCAUUUGGGUUGGACUCAACCUUAAUCUAAUUGUUUUUGACAAAAAAAAACAUAGAUGAAAUUUAAUAAAAAUUUCAUCUUUUCCA